Saccostrea cuccullata (small rock oyster) is the source of this 1579-nucleotide messenger RNA. RefSeq lists its product as uncharacterized. Bases 58 to 1158 code for a protein of 366 amino acids. Gene Ontology annotation, biological process: mannosyl-inositol phosphorylceramide biosynthetic process. Gene Ontology annotation, molecular function: mannosyltransferase activity. Lineage: Eukaryota; Metazoa; Mollusca; Bivalvia; Ostreida; Ostreidae. The record is from RefSeq and is a predicted model, not a curated record. The transcript has 2 exons.
GGGUAAUUAGAGGAACAAGCUUGAACCCGAUGUAUUUAUUUGUCGUGAAGAUGAGAGAUGCGGUUUCUGCAGCUUCUGAACAAACGAAUAUGGUUAGAGUUUGAAAGGAUGAGACAGCCCAGAAAAUUUAUUUUGGCACUUACCAGACCCCAGACGUUAAAAACCCUCUGUCAUGGCAGUAUGUUCUUAAUUGUUCUACAUUAUCUUAUCAAGUUUGAACAAAUAAAAGAAAACGGAGCAUUUCAUGACAUUGACAUUCCAGUGGAGCCCGACUUUGUGCCUUUAGGAAUAAGGGAUCCAGAGGCUUUUCCAACAGAUGGUGAUGAAAGGAUUCCUCGUAUUAUUCACCAAACUUGGAAAAAUGAGGAUAUUCCUAGUAAAUUUUCAAAGUGGGUUCAGACAUGGGUAAAAAACCAUCCAGACUGGACAUAUUAUUUGUGGACAGACAUAAGUGCAAGACAGCUCAUUCAAGAAAGGCAUCCACAUUUGUUAAACACCUUUGAUAGUUAUACUGAAGGGAUAAGAAGAGCUGAUGCAUUGCGAUAUGUAAUAAUGUAUGAAUUUGGAGGGAUUUAUGCCGAUAUGGAUUUAGAGAGUUUAAAAUCUGUUGAACCUUUUACAAAGAAAUAUGCAUGCUUUGUAUCACAAGAGCCAUACGAACAUCCUCUUCUAGAUGGAAACUUUGAGAAUUUGGUGAUAAAUGCAAUAAUUGGUUGUAGACCAAAACAUCCUUUCAUGAAGAAAUUGAUGGACAGGCUGCCAUCUUUCCAUCACAUGUGGAAUGUCCUGGAUAGCACUGGACCUCAUUUUGUAACACUGGUAUACAGAGAUUUCAAGGGAGAAUACUCUUACCCAGACACACACGUGAAUGGAACUUACUUAGCUCCAGCUGAGUAUUUCUUUCCAACAAUUGAUCCUGCAAAGUUUUUCCAUUUUUACAACCAAUGCAAGAGAUGGAUGCACCUUGGUGAAAAACAAAAGAAAGCAUGUAAAACACUUAAAAUUUUAGGAGCAAAGAGAAAACCUCUGCCAUUUUCUUUCACAGAUCAUCACUGGGAGCACACCUAUAUUGACCUCAGACUCUCUUUGAAAGGACCAGUAAACAUCCAUACUCUAAUACCAAAUGCUAAAAUAUACAAACCAAAUGCUAGUGUGUAGCAGUCUUGGAUUUAUAUAUCAGAGCCACAGCCAGAAAAACUUUUGUUUAUAUGUACAUCUUCUUAUUUCAUUUGCAGGUUUAGCUGUUAAUUUCUUUCAUCCUUGGAUCUAAGUCAUAAAAAAUUCAAAGUAACAAAUGAAUCAAAUCUUAAUUAUUUAUUUCAUCAUAUGGUUACACCAGAAAGUAAGUGCACACCAGGGAAAUCUGAGUUAUUAAACUAUCAAAUAGGGCAAAAGGAUGAUGUAAAAAAUAUGAAUAAUGAGUUUUUUGGACAAGCAUUUAUGAACAUACUCAAAAAAAAAAAAUUAAAUCUAUUGCACCUAUCCCUUAAAAGGCCCCUCUUAUAGUGGAAUUUUUAGUAAACUUUUUUUUUUGUCAUGGUGCAAAUACUAGUAAAAUCUUCACUGGGGUAAGUAGCAA